Durio zibethinus is the source of this 982-nucleotide messenger RNA. RefSeq names its product protein LURP-one-related 12-like. Lineage: Eukaryota; Viridiplantae; Streptophyta; Magnoliopsida; Malvales; Malvaceae. The record is from RefSeq and is a predicted model, not a curated record.
AAUGCAAUCCGCAUGUCCCAAUUGGGCACCGAGUUCUGAACCGUGUCAUCUUCUUCCAAAAACACUAUAAAUAUUCCCUUCAACGGUUCCCGUUUCUCAACGUUUACUUUUCUUUUUCAUUCCUCGCAUUACACCUCUAAAAAGCCUUCAGUUUUUGUUCUUCUUUGCUCCAAAUCAAAGGCUCCUGGAAUCUAAAGAAGCAUAUAGACAAGGGGAACAAUAUGAAAUCAGGUUUGGUUGUGGAUGGGGAUUAUAUUUACGACGAAGAGAAGCAUCUCACUGUUCUCAAAACUUCUCUUUUCUUCGCUAAUGAUGGCUUCACUGUUUACGAUUGUAAAGGUCAGUUAGUCUUCCGAGUCGACUCGUACGGCCCUGACCCUCGUGAUAAAGGUGAAGUUGUUCUUAUGGAUGCUCAUGGAAGGUGUCUACUCACUGUAAGAAAAAAGAGGCCGAGUUUACAUCACCGGUGGGAAGGCUUUCUCGGCGAAAGAUCGGAGGGUCAGAAACCAAUCUUCAGUAUUAAAAGAUCAUCAAUAAUCGGACGGUGUGGGAUGAUGGUUGAAGUGUUCAACAAUCCAGGAGAGGAGUACCAGAUCGAGGGAAGCUUCGGACAACGCAGCUGCACGAUCUUCAAUGCAGCCAAGGAAUCAGUGGCUGAGAUCAAACGCAAAGUUGAUGCUUCCACCAACGUGGUACUUGGUAAGGACGUUUUCUUGCUUUCCUUAAAGCCUGGCUUUGAUGGGGCCUUUGCUAUGGGAUUGGUGCUUGUUCUUGAUCAGAUCAACGGUGAUGAUUAUGUUGAAAAUGAUGAGGCUGAGAUGAUCCCUACCACAGAAGAUUAGUUAGUUAUGAUAUUUUCCAAUUUUCCUGGUAUUGGCCUUGGAUUUGUUUUUGUUUUUUCAAGGUUUGGAAAAAAUGCUUGUAUAUGAUUAAAAAAACAAUAAGAAUUGCAUUUUAAAGAUUUAGAACUUUCCGUUCGAGA